AUGACUAUCGAGGCGGUGUCCGACAGCCCCUCGGCCGCGAAGCUCGCCUCCUUUGCCUCGACGAUCAAUCAGGCAGUACUGGAAUACUCGCAAGCUACAACAGAGUCGGAUAGGAUGUCAGCUUUACGAGAGGUCGAGGUCACCUCUCAAAAGCUAGCACACAGCAUUCACGCUGGAAGAAUUGACAAAGAGAGCAAGGGCGGACCAGAGCUUACGAGACGCAUUGUGCGUGCUCUGGGAGCGAUGGACAUCUUUGAAGAGGUGGGAGAGGAAAUCUACCAGCAAACCGCGUUAUCCCGAGAGUGGAACAACAAGUUCAUGCAAUCAUAUACUCGAUAUUCAUGGGACAAUGUGAUGAAAACUCUGUGCUCAUACGUCGAUUUCUUCAACUUUACGGGUUUCGUGAGCCCGUCUGAUCCAAUGAACUCGCCUUUUGCAUUUGCAAAGGGGGUCAAAGAUAUCGACUUCUUCAAUCUACUUCAACAAGAUCCUAAAGCUGCAAAGACCUUCAACGAAGCCAUGACAAGCUUCAAGGAUCCAUUGGGCGAUUUAUAUGACUUCGGCAGCCUAUCAGCAGGAAAAGAUGGCGUCGUCUUGGUCGACAUUGGCGGAGGCAAAGGCCAAAGCAUCCAAAGCAUAUGCGCCGCACACCCAGACCUCAAGGGCAAAUUUAUCCUCCAGGAUCUCCCAGGUGUUGUUACAGCUGGGGAUACAGUAUGCUCUCCAGACGUUGAAGUCCAACCAUAUAACUUUUUCAAACAAGUACAACCUGUCAAAGGAGCUGCCGCAUACCUUCUCAAGCUCAUCUUGCAUGACUGGCCAGAUGCUGAGUGUCGGACGAUUCUCCGCAACUUGGCACCAGCAAUGAGAGGUCACAAUUCAGUACUCUUGAUCUGCGACAUUGUCCUAUCAGACUCUCGUCCAGACCUUCAAAAACUCCUUUAUGACAUAAACAUGUCCUUCGUGGCGGGUAAAGAGCGGAGUGUAAAGCAAUGGCACGCCCUUCUAGAAGGUACUGGAUUCCGGAUUCAAAGAAUUUUUGGGGCAGACAACCCUGUUCGCAGCAUCAUUGAAGUUGUUAUAGAUGGAUAG
Penicillium odoratum is the source of this 1092-nucleotide messenger RNA. RefSeq lists its product as uncharacterized. The coding region runs from base 1 to 1092 and encodes 363 amino acids. Lineage: Eukaryota; Fungi; Ascomycota; Eurotiomycetes; Eurotiales; Aspergillaceae. The transcript is spliced from 3 exons. The record is from RefSeq and is a predicted model, not a curated record. Gene Ontology annotation, molecular function: O-methyltransferase activity.